This is a messenger RNA of Elaeis guineensis (African oil palm), 1388 nucleotides long. Lineage: Eukaryota; Viridiplantae; Streptophyta; Magnoliopsida; Arecales; Arecaceae. The record is from RefSeq and is a predicted model, not a curated record.
CAGUCGUUUCAUAUUUUUGCUAAUUAGAAUUAAGGACAAAACAACGACAGGCUGUGAUCGCCUGUGCAUGUGCUUUCCCUUCUCUCUCUUCUCCUUCCUCGCGAAUUAAUCCCGGCCGAGACAAACUAGGCAUUCGGGGCGAGGCGAGAUCUAGGAUUCCCGAAUCCCAAACCCUAAGUAGGAGGAGUAGGAGGAGAAGGGAACGGAAGGGAAGCGGGGGGAAGAUGAGCGUAAUCGAUAUAUUGACGCGCGUCGACGCGAUCUGCAAGAAAUACGACAAGUACGAUGUCGAGAAGCAGCGCGCCGAAAAUGUCUCCGGUGAUGACGCCUUCGCCCGCCUCUUCGCCGCUGUCGAGUUCGACAUCGAAGCUGCCCUCGAGAAAUCGGAGAUUGCGGCGCGGGAGAAGAACAGGGCGGCGGCGGUGGCGAUGAAUGCCGAGAUCCGGCGCACCAAGGCCCGAUUGAUGGAGGAGGUGCCCAAAUUGCAGAGGUUGGCGCUCAAGAAGGUUAAAGGACUUUCAAAAGAAGAGUAUGCUGCACGGAGUGAUUUGGUUCUUGCACUACCAGAGAGGAUCCAGUCGAUUCCAGAUGGAAGCACCACAGGCACCAAACAAACUGGAGGCUGGACUGCUUCAGCUUCUCGCCAAGAAAUUAAAUUUGACUCAACUUCAGAUGGAAAAUUUGAGAGUGAAUACUUUCAGCAAACUGAAGAAUCAAACCAAUUCAGGCAAGAGUAUGAGAUGCGCAAAAUGAAACAGGAUCAAGGUUUGGAUAUUAUAUCUGAAGGCUUGGAUACACUGAAAAACAUGGCCCAUGAUAUGGAUGAGGUUUGCUGUUGCUUGUUAUAUAUGCUAGAUAGUAGAUAUUAUGACAGAUUUAGGAUUGACCUCUUUAGUUUAUCCAUGCAGGAACUGGAUAGACAAGUCCCUUUGAUGGAUGAGAUUGAUACGAAGGUGGACAAGGCUACUGCAGACCUUAAAAAUACUAAUGUGAGACUGAAGGAGACUGUUAACCAGCUGAGAUCCAGUCGCAAUUUUUGCAUUGAUAUCAUCCUGCUGUGUAUUAUUCUGGGCAUUGCUGCUUAUCUAUACAACGUAUUGAAGAAGUGAGAUACUAGGAAAUUUGGUACCUGUGCUUGGUCUUGCCGCUGACCACGAGCAUGUGUUUAAUGGGACCAAGAUGGGCUAAUCUGUACACAUUGAAUCCUCCCCGUUCUUGUUAUCAUGUAUAUUUGUUUUCAAACUAAAUUGAGACAUAUUUUAGUUUUCCACAGGAUCUCCAUGGCUUGUGUAUGAAGAGCUUGAGUUUUGGUGUCUUUUACAGUUCAGAGAUGGAUAUUUGUGACUUAAUGACCAGCUGUCUAUCUUAUGCAUCUUUUAGCUUGCAAA